This is a messenger RNA of Erythranthe guttata (spotted monkey flower), 720 nucleotides long. Lineage: Eukaryota; Viridiplantae; Streptophyta; Magnoliopsida; Lamiales; Phrymaceae. The record is from RefSeq and is a predicted model, not a curated record.
AUGGUGGCGGCAAACUGCGGGCGGACAAUAGCGGGCAAGCGGUGGCUGGCAAGCAGUGGCGGGCGAGCGGUGAGUGAGCAGCAGACCAAAGCUGGGGUGGAUCUCUUCCUUUUAUUUUCGCUGUCGAAAUCAAAAUUUUCCCAAAAUGAAUUUUCUGAGGCGGCAGAAUACUUUGAACUGUGUUCGAGAUGUAAGAAUCCUCGCCGUUCGCUCUCCGAUUGGCCGCCGGCCGAUCUCUACAGCUCCUCCGCGGCUUUGUCCAGAUACUUCCAGAUUGUGCCAGAGAACACAGCUUACGUUAUUGAACGAUUGGGGAAUUAUUCGAGGACAUUGACUCAUGGAAUCCAUUUUCUGAUUCCGUUUGUUGAUAGAAUUGGUUACGUUCAUCGUCUGGAUGAACAGGCGAUUCCUAUAACUAAUCAGUUUAUUACUACCGCGGAUGAUGUUUGCAUUCAAACUGAUGGAGUCUUGAAUGUCAAGAUCGUGGACACUGAGUUGGCCUCUUACGUAUUCGCUGAUUCAACGGAUUUGACGGAUCUAGUGUGCACGAUUGCGCAGACAUUUGAAACAAGAGAGAUUCACAAUAUCACUCUCGAUAAUUUUUUGAAGGAAAGAGACACACUUUAUGAGAAGAUAAGGGUGUCCGUCAGUGGAGUUGUUAAAGAUUGGGGCUUAGAGUGCCUUGGUUACGAAAUAAGUGGGUAUAUUUUACGAAAAUAA